Neomonachus schauinslandi (Hawaiian monk seal) is the source of this 627-nucleotide messenger RNA. It is a transcript of the gene TM4SF5, whose product is annotated as transmembrane 4 L six family member 5. The record is from RefSeq and is a predicted model, not a curated record. Gene Ontology annotation, cellular component: membrane. The transcript is spliced from 5 exons. The coding region runs from base 1 to 627 and encodes 208 amino acids. NCBI's taxonomy places the organism in Eukaryota, Metazoa, Chordata, Mammalia, Carnivora, Phocidae.
AUGUGCACUGGAAAGUGCUCCCGCUUCGUGGGGCUCUCCCUCAUCCCCCUGUCCCUGACCUGCAUCGUGGCCAACAUCCUCUUGCUAGUGCCUCAGGGCAAGACCACCUGGACCGACACCAGACACCUCAGCUUGCAAGUCUGGCUCAUGGCUGGCUUCCUGGGCGGGGGCCUGAUGGUGCUGUGUCCGGGCAUCGCAGCGGUUCGGGCAGGGGGCAAAGGCUGUUGCGGUGCGGGCUGCUGUGGAAAUCGUUGCAGGAUGCUGCGCUCCAUCUUCUCCUCGGUCUUCGGGGUGUUGGGGGCCAUCUACUGCCUCUUGGUGUCGGGAGCCGGGCUCCGAAUUGGACCCAAAUGCUUAAUGGACGGCCAGUGGGACUACCACUUCAGAGACACCAAAGGCUCUUACUUGCAGAACCGUACUCUGUGGGAUUUGUGCGUGGAGCCGCCUGGCGUGGUCUCCUGGAAUGUGACGCUCUUCUCGCUGCUGGUGGCCGCCUCGUGCCUGGAGAUCGUGCUGUGCGGGGUGCAGCUGGUGAACGCCACCCUCGGUGUCUUCUGCGGCGAUUGCAGGAAGAAGGAGGUGGGGCGGCGAGGGCUGGAGCUGGAGCGAGAGGGCACCCCUCGCUGA